This is a messenger RNA of Dimorphilus gyrociliatus, 2641 nucleotides long. NCBI's taxonomy places the organism in Eukaryota, Metazoa, Annelida, Polychaeta, Dinophilidae. The record is from the annotation of a GenBank genome assembly.
AAUGGAUGAAGAGGAUAUAUUCGAACAGGACCAUGCUGAUGAAAUGGAAUACCUAAUGGAAUUAGAAAAUUCAAGUAGAAAUGAAUCUCAAUCGAAGAGGAUUCUUCAAUUCGAUGGAACUGAGAAAAAACAGAAUGAACUUUUCAAUAAAUCGUUCUCGCCUAAACCAUUAACUGAAAUACAAUCGACAGAAGAUAAUUGCUUGUUUAUCGAUACAAACACGAAACGCAAGAGAGUUUGCGAGUCAUAUAGCUCUGAUUCUGGAGAUGAAAUUGUUAAAAGGAUAAGAGUAGAACCGAAUAAAAAUGGUGUUGAAAUAAUUAAGGAGAUGCCAGUCAAGCCACUGAAUAAAAAAACUGAUGUAGAACCAACGCCACCACUGGAAGAUAAUACUUGGUUACUUAAGAAAUUCCCUGUAAAAGGAAAAUAUAUAAGACUAACAAAAAAUAACGGAGAAAGAUAUUACCUGACCGUCAAAGAGGAAGGAAAUGAAAACCCUCUAAAGCAUAAGACUCACACAAUGGAUACUCUGCUUGGUAUCCCAAUGCAUAGUUUAUAUCGAAAAGCCCAAGAAGAGAAAAUUAAACGAUUAGAGCUUGAAGAAACUCUUGAGGAUCUUGAAAUGGAAUCAGCUCAAGAUUUUCAGCCGGAUGAGAAUAAAUUAUGGGCUCAGAAAUAUUCGGCAAGAUCCUAUUUUGAUCUAAUAUCUAGCGAGCCAAUAAAUAGAAGAAUACUACAUUGGCUCAAAUUAUGGGAUCAUGUUGUAUUUAAUAAACCAGUUCUACCAAAACCUAACUUUCCUAAUUCGAAUAUGAAAAAUUCAAAGAUGUCAAUCAACAACAACAAUGGAAAAAAAUUCCAAUCAAAGGCUGAAAAUGAAUUAAAUGAAAAAACUUUAGAUUCUCAUAAUAGACCUUUUUAUAAAGCUGUUUUACUGUGUGGAAAUCCUGGUUUAGGUAAAACAACAUUGGCUCACGUACUUGCCCGACACGCUGGUUAUGAUGUCGUUGAAAUUAAUGCAAGUGACGAUCGAACAACAGAAGUAUUUAAAAGGAGACUAGAAACUGCAACUCAAAUGAAAUCCGUUCUAGGAUCAAACGGUCGACCAAAUUGCUUAGUCAUUGAUGAAAUCGAUGGAGCACCUCAAGCAACUAUUAAUAUCUUAUUAAACGUCAUAAAAGCAGCUGAUAAAGACCCAACUAAAAAGUCUAAAAAGGGAAUCCUUAGGCGUCCUAUAAUCUGUAUAUGUAACGAUCUGUAUACACCAGCAUUAAGACAGCUACGUCAAGUUUCCUUUAUUGUUAAUUUUCCACCUAUUCUAUCUGAAAAAUUGUCCAAUAGACUAAUGGAGAUUUUAAAAAUCGAACGAAUCGACUCAGACGUUAGUACAAUGAUGUUAUUAGGAGAGAAAACCGAUAAUGACAUUAGGGCUUGUUUAAAUACUCUACAGUUUAUGAAAUCACGAGGAAGAACCGGUAUCUAUAUUCAUCAAAUACGAGACGAAAAUAUCGGUAUUAAAGAUACCCAGAAAAGUCUAUUUGGUCUUUGGAAUUAUAUCUUCAAAAUACCAGCAAACAAGCAGAAGAGAUAUAUUAAUCCUCAUGAAAGGAAGACCACUGACAUUAUUACGCUUAAAGAAGCUGUAUCUAAUAAUGCUAGUCAUCCAUCUGUAAGAUUUUCGAAUACACUAAAACAAUCAUGGGCAACUGGAGAAUAUGAUAAAGUUUGUCAAGGCCUAUUUGAAAAUUACCUUCAUCAUAGAGUUAAGGACCACGAUAUGAACUUAGUAAAUAAAGCUGUUGAUUGGUUAGCCUUUUCUGAUGUACUUGGCAAGCAAGUACAGCAAACUCAACGAUAUACUUUAGAAGCAUAUCAACCGUUCGUUCCAGUUGCCUUUCAUAUGCUCUUAGCUAGUAUUCAUUCAAUAAGAAUAACAUAUCCGCAUUCUCAUUUAGUUCAGUCGUUUAUAACAUCUAUUACACCAUCCCUAAGGCACUUUUUAGAUGAAAUAACCACAAAUUGUGAACUUAUUCCAUUGCUACUUCAUAUUCUAGAACCAAACCUUAGGCCGGUAAAUGCCGAAUUAUAUAGCGCUAAAGAGAGAAGUGAGCUAUUGAGAGUGAUCCAUUUAAUGAUCUCCUAUGGACUUGAAUACGAGCAGAAGAAAACCGAUGACGGCCACUAUAAUUAUCUUAUAGAACCGAACUUGGUCGAAAUAGCAUCAUUCCCAGGUUGCAAUUUCCAGAGCAAAUUAUCAUAUUCAAUAAAACAAUUUAUUUCCCGAGAGAUAACAUUAGAAAAAUUAAGAUUAAGAGAAACGAACGAGGAGAAAACUUGUCAAAGAACUACAACGAUUACAAAAAAAUUCAAUGCUCUACCUCAACCACAAGAGAAUAAGACUAAAGAUCAACAACAACUUGAACCUAAUUUUAAAAGACAAAAAUUACAACCUAAAAGUAUUGUUGAAAAACACGAAAAGGCUCCAACUGACUUUUUUGGUCGCAAAAUAGAAAGAUCUAAAAACCUAAAAAGCCCAAAAGAAUCGGGUAAUACAAUCCUAUUGAAAGAGGUAUGGUUUCAAUUUAAAGAAGGCUAUUCAAAUGCAGUUAGGAGAACGGUGAAAAUUUCAGAUUUACUAUAA